This is a messenger RNA of Dromiciops gliroides (monito del monte), 12578 nucleotides long. It is a transcript of the gene TRPM3, whose product is annotated as transient receptor potential cation channel subfamily M member 3. Lineage: Eukaryota; Metazoa; Chordata; Mammalia; Microbiotheria; Microbiotheriidae. Gene Ontology annotation, biological process: monoatomic cation transmembrane transport; protein tetramerization. Gene Ontology annotation, molecular function: monoatomic cation channel activity. The coding region runs from base 88 to 5298 and encodes 1736 amino acids. Gene Ontology annotation, cellular component: membrane. The record is from RefSeq and is a predicted model, not a curated record. The transcript is spliced from 26 exons.
GAGAGAGAGAGAGAGAGAGAGAGAGAGAAAACACGAACGAGAUCUCACACCAGGUGGGGUCUUUCCCCGAAGCAAAAGAAACUUAAGAUGGGGAAAAAGUGGAGGAACCAGGCUGAAGUGGAGAGAGGGGGCUCCGACAGAGAAGAGGGAGCGGAAAACCGGAGAAGGAGCCGGAGCGCCAGUCGGGGAAGGUUCGCGGAAUCCUGGAAAAGGUUAAGUUCAAAGCAGGGAUCUACCAAAAGAGCCGGACUCCAGUCCCAGCAGACACCGGCUCAGAAGUCCUGGAUAGAAAGAGCAUUUUAUAAGCGAGAAUGUGUUCAUAUCAUACCCAGCACCAAAGACCCCCAUAGGUGUUGCUGUGGGCGUCUAAUAGGCCAGCAUGUUGGACUCACACCAAGUAUCUCCGUUAUUCAGAAUGAGAAAAAUGAAAGCCGACUCUCUCGAAAUGACAUCCAGUCUGAGAAAUGGUCCAUCAGCAAGCACACACAGCUCAGCCCAACAGAUGCUUUUGGGACAAUUGAGUUCCAAGGAGGAGGCCACUCCAAUAAAGCCAUGUAUGUGCGGGUGUCCUUUGACACUAAACCUGAUCUCCUUCUACACCUGAUGACCAAGGAAUGGCAACUUGAGCUCCCCAAACUCCUCAUCUCUGUUCAUGGAGGCCUCCAGAACUUUGAACUCCAGCCAAAACUCAAGCAAGUCUUUGGAAAAGGUCUUAUCAAAGCAGCCAUGACCACUGGAGCAUGGAUUUUCACAGGAGGAGUUAACACAGGAGUUAUUCGACAUGUUGGGGAUGCUUUAAAGGAUCAUGCAUCAAAAUCUCGAGGGAAGAUAUGUACCAUAGGUAUUGCUCCCUGGGGAAUUGUAGAAAACCAGGAGGACCUGAUUGGUAAAGAUGUGGUCCGGCCAUACCAAACCAUGUCCAAUCCCAUGAGUAAACUUACAGUACUUAAUAGUAUGCAUUCCCAUUUCAUUCUGGCUGACAAUGGAACUACAGGAAAAUAUGGAGCAGAGGUGAAAUUGCGGAGGCAGCUGGAAAAGCAUAUUUCACUUCAGAAAAUAAACACAAGAAUCGGCCAAGGAGUUCCUGUUGUGGCCCUCAUUGUGGAAGGAGGACCAAAUGUAAUCUCUAUUGUUUUGGAGUACCUUCGAGACACUCCUCCAGUUCCUGUUGUUGUCUGUGAUGGGAGUGGAAGAGCAUCCGACAUCCUGGCAUUUGGGCAUAAAUAUUCAGAAGAAGGCGGCCUCAUUAAUGAAUCUUUGAGGGACCAGUUGCUAGUUACCAUCCAGAAAACAUUCACCUAUACUCGAACUCAAGCUCAGCAUCUUUUCAUAAUACUCAUGGAGUGCAUGAAGAAGAAGGAAUUGAUUACAGUAUUUCGGAUGGGAUCAGAAGGACACCAGGACAUUGAUUUAGCAAUCCUGACAGCUUUACUCAAAGGAGCUAACGCCUCGGCCCCAGACCAACUGAGCUUAGCAUUAGCCUGGAACAGAGUAGACAUCGCUCGAAGCCAGAUCUUUAUUUACGGGCAACAGUGGCCGGUGGGGUCCCUGGAGCAAGCAAUGCUGGAUGCCCUAGUGUUGGACAGAGUGGAUUUUGUGAAAUUGCUCAUAGAGAAUGGAGUAAGCAUGCACCGUUUUCUCACCAUCUCCAGACUAGAGGAAUUAUACAAUACGAGACACGGACCAUCCAAUACAUUGUACCACUUGGUCAGGGAUGUCAAAAAGCGAGAAUAUCCAGGUUUCGGUUGGAUCUAUUUUAAGGGGAACCUGCCUCCAGAUUACAGAAUAAGUUUAAUCGACAUCGGCCUUGUGAUUGAAUAUCUGAUGGGAGGAGCUUAUCGCUGCAACUAUACUCGAAAACGGUUCCGGACUCUCUACCACAAUCUGUUUGGACCCAAGAGGCCUAAAGCGUUGAAACUUCUAGGAAUGGAGGAUGAUGUUCCCUUGAGAAGAGGAAGAAAGACCACCAAAAAGCGAGAAGAAGAAGUUGACAUUGAUUUGGAUGACCCUGAGAUCAAUCACUUCCCUUUCCCUUUCCAUGAGCUCAUGGUAUGGGCUGUCCUGAUGAAGCGGCAAAAGAUGGCCUUAUUCUUCUGGCAACAUGGGGAAGAAGCCAUGGCCAAAGCCCUGGUAGCCUGUAAACUAUGCAAAGCUAUGGCUCAUGAGGCAUCAGAAAAUGAUAUGGUGGAUGACAUCUCCCAGGAGCUGAACCACAACUCCAGGGACUUCGGACAGUUGGCUGUGGAGCUGCUGGACCAGUCCUACAAGCAGGAUGAACAGCUGGCAAUGAAACUGCUGACCUAUGAGCUGAAGAACUGGAGUAAUGCCACAUGCCUGCAGCUUGCAGUGGCUGCCAAACACCGAGACUUCAUAGCUCACACCUGCAGCCAGAUGCUGCUCACAGACAUGUGGAUGGGCCGGCUCCGGAUGAGAAAGAAUUCAGGUCUCAAGGUAAUUCUAGGAAUUCUACUUCCUCCUUCAAUUCUCAGCUUGGAGUUCAAGAACAAAGAUGAUAUGCCUUACAUGUCUCAGGCCCAUGAGAUCCACCUUCAAGAGAAGGAGCCUGAAGAACCAGAGAAGACUGUGAAGGAAAAAGAUGAAGAGGACAUGGAACUAACAGCAAUGCUGGGUCGAAGCAAUGGGGAGUCAUCAAGGAAGAAGGAUGAAGAAGAAGUACAGAGCAGGCACAGAUUGAUCCCCCUUGGAAGAAAAAUAUAUGAAUUCUAUAAUGCACCUAUUGUGAAGUUUUGGUUCUACACUCUGGCGUACAUUGGCUACCUUAUGCUCUUCAACUACAUUGUGUUAGUGAAGAUGGAGCGCUGGCCUUCCACCCAGGAAUGGAUAGUCAUUUCCUAUAUAUUCACAUUGGGAAUAGAGAAGAUGAGAGAGAUUUUGAUGUCAGAGCCUGGAAAACUGUUACAGAAGGUGAAAGUAUGGCUUCAAGAGUACUGGAAUGUCACAGACCUUAUCGCCAUCCUCCUGUUUUCUGUUGGGAUGAUCCUCCGUCUACAAGAUCAGCCAUUCCGAAGUGAUGGAAGGGUCAUAUACUGUGUUAACAUCAUUUACUGGUAUAUCCGCUUGUUAGACAUUUUCGGCGUGAACAAAUACUUGGGCCCUUACGUUAUGAUGAUUGGGAAAAUGAUGAUAGACAUGAUGUACUUUGUCAUCAUUAUGCUGGUGGUGCUGAUGAGCUUUGGGGUGGCUAGGCAAGCCAUCCUCUUUCCCAAUGAGGAGCCUUCGUGGAAGCUGGCCAAGAAUAUUUUCUACAUGCCCUACUGGAUGAUUUAUGGGGAAGUGUUUGCAGACCAGAUAGACCGUAAGCAAGUUUAUGAUUCUCAUACACCAAAGUCAGCUCCCUGUGGACAAAACGAAACCAGAGAGGAUGGCAAAAUAAUCCAGUUGCCUCCCUGCAAGACUGGAGCCUGGAUUGUGCCAGCCAUCAUGGCCUGUUAUCUCUUAGUGGCAAAUAUCCUGCUGGUCAACCUCCUUAUUGCUGUCUUUAACAACACAUUUUUUGAAGUUAAAUCUAUCUCCAAUCAAGUGUGGAAGUUUCAGAGGUAUCAGCUGAUCAUGACAUUUCAUGAAAGACCCGUCCUUCCACCGCCCCUAAUUAUUUUCAGCCACAUGACCAUGAUAUUCCAGCACCUCUGCUGUCGUUGGCGAAAACAUGAGAGUGACCCAGAUGAAAGAGACUACGGCCUCAAACUUUUCAUAACAGAUGAUGAGCUCAAGAAAGUCCAUGAUUUUGAGGAGCAGUGCAUAGAGGAAUAUUUUAGAGAAAAGGAUGACAGAUUCAAUUCUUCUAAUGACGAAAGGAUACGAGUAACAUCAGAAAGGGUGGAAAACAUGUCCAUGCGCCUAGAGGAAGUGAAUGAGCGAGAACACUGCAUGAAGGCUUCACUCCAAACAGUGGAUAUCCGGCUCGCUCAGCUGGAGGACCUGAUAGGACGCAUGGCCACAGCACUGGAGCGGCUUACUGGUCUGGAAAGGGCAGAGUCCAACAAGAUUCGUUCCCGAACCUCCUCCGAUUGUACAGAUGCUGCCUACAUUGUUCGCCAGAGCAGCUUCAACAGCCAGGAAGGGAACACAUAUAAGCUCCAAGAAAGUCUCGACCCUGCAGGUGAGGAGUCAAUGUCCCCAACCUCUCCAACCUUAAUGCCCCGUAUGCGAAGUCACUCUUUCUAUUCCAUGAAUAUAAAAGACAAAAGUGGUAUAGAAAAGUUGGAAAGUAUUUUUAAAGAAAGGUCCCUGAGUCUACACAGAGCCACUAGCUCCCACUCAGUAUCAAAAGAAACCAAGGCUGCUCCAGCCCCCGUAAGUACUUUGGCAAUCAUCCCCGAUUCCAGAAGACCAUCAUCUUGUAUUGACAUCUAUGUCUCAGCCAUGGAUGAGCUCCACUGUGACAUAGACCCUCUGGACAAUUCCAUGAAUAUCUUGGGGUUAGGAGAGCCAAUCUUUCCAGCUCCAGCAGCAUCCACUGCCCCUUCAAGUAGUGCCUAUGCAACUCUUGCACCUACAGACAGACCUCCAAGCCGGAGCAUGGAUUUUGAGGAUAUCACUUCAAUGGACACAAGGUCUUUUUCUUCAGACUAUACCCACCUCCCAGAGUGCCCAAACCCCUGGGAUGCUGAUCCACCCUUGUAUCAUACAAUAGAGCGAUCCAAAAGUAGCCGCUACCUGGCUACCACCCCUUUUCUUCUUGAGGAGGCCCCAAUUGUGAAAUCCCAUAGUUUUAUGUUCUCACCUCCCCGGAGCUAUUACACCAACUUUGGGGUACCUGUCAAAACGGCAGAAUACACAAGUAUUACAGACUGCAUAGACACCAGGUGUGUGAAUGCUCCCCAGGCAAUAGCUGACAGGGUGAUCUUCCCUGGAGGCCUUGGAGACAAAGUGGAAGAUUUGACCAGCAGCCAUCCAGAGAGAGAAGCGGAACUGAGUCAUCCCAGCUCUGACAAUGAAGAAAAUGAAGCCAAAGACCAGAAGACACUUGCAUUACCCACCCAAGAGGGCAGUAACUCAGACAGAACCCUGUCCAACAACAUAGCCCUCCCCAAAAUUGAGAGAGCCAACAGCUACUCUGCGGAAGAGCCCAGCACUCUCUACCCACACACCAGGAAAAGUUUCUCCAUCAGUGAUAAACUUGACAGACAACGCAACACAGCCAGUAACACAGCCAGCCUCCGGCACCCCUUCCAGAGGAGUAAGUCCUCUAGGCCAGAAAGUAGAGGGGACAGCCUGUCCAUGAAAAGGCUGUCUAGAACUGCUGCUUUCCACAGCUUUGAAAGCAAGCACAGCUAAAUUUUAGACCUUCCUUCCACCACAGUGCAAGAGAGAUGAGACAUUGUCUCCAAGUCCCUCCGUCUCCUUGCACCCUAUCUAUUUUUAUUAGCUAAGCAAAACUAGCAUCACUCUAGGAGGGAUCUGUUUUAAAGUUCACUUCUGGGACACUGGUUGGGAAAACUUUGUGUCCCAGGGUCAAACACCCUGACCUCAAAUCAUACCUUGAUUGCCAUUCAUAUUUGAGGGGAGAGGGAGGGAAGGGGGAAAAUAAAAGAGCCUAGUAUUAGGUUUGAAUAAAGUCCUCCAUCUUACAUAUCUGUGAGCUGUGGGGGAUGGGCGCCAAGCUCAAUCACUGCUAGAAGGUGCCAUUUUGAUUUUUGACCAUGAUCAAGCUUUUUAGGACACAGGGCUAAUUUUUCUAAAUGAUGAAAUAAAAUAACCAGCAUACAAAUGAGCUAUUCUAAACUUCAAUUCUGUUUUCUUUUUACAUUGGCUCCGUCAUUGUGGUGAUUGAUGAAGAGCAUCCUUUUUGUUCUGUAUAAGCCGGCAGCAAGCAACCCUAACGUCCCACAUCCUUCACAUGUCAACACCUCUGUAAUUGAUCAUUAUAAAGAAACAAACAAGGUAACACUCCUAGUUCACCUGUCUCUUUUAUAUUCACUUCUGGUGCCACAACUGUUGAUCCUGUUUGAAGAAGGGGGAAAAGAGGAACGAGAUAUGCCUUUGUAUUUAGAUUGUAAUCUAAACGAAAGAAGAAUUUAUGUAUGUAAAAAAAAUUGUCCAGCAAUUUGUUGUAUAAGUGGGCAUUCUAGUACAGUUUGAGCAAGCUCAAGAUGAAUGUAAUUAAGUAAUUUAGUAUUAUAUAUUUAUUUUUUUAAUCACAGUUGUCAUCAAUGAAUUUAUUCACAGAAUGGUACCAUGUUGAACAGUGGGCAGAAAGAGUUGAAACAAUGCCAUAAGUAAGAGGGGUAUCUUCUCACUGUUCGAUGUAAUCAACAUGUUCAGUUUGCUGCUAUACUUUAUUCAUCCUUCACAUGUCAUCACCAUUUUUACUUAUUUUUUGCAUAGCCCCAAAACCACACUGCCAGUUUUUCACAGCAUCCAUCAUUAUUGUUUUCUAUGUUAGGACAUGGCUAUAUCUAAAUAUUUUCAUACCAACAGUUUUGCCAUCUAAUAUCAUUUCAGUGUAAAUUUAAUAAGAUUUUCUCAAGGGCUGUUAUAAUUUUUUUGAUAAUGGAUCCAAAUACCUUUUGGGGUCUGGGUUCAAAACAUUAAAUUAUUUUCAAGGUGAUUGGGGGUUGAAUAACAACCAAAAGCCAUCAGCUAUAGUUCGGUUAUACAUAUUAUUCCUGAAAAUGCUUAUAGCUAAACUACAGAAAGAUGCCAUAGACCAAAGUAUAAAGCAGAAGAACCAUUCAGAUAGUAAUAUGAGAAAUAUAUGUAUAAUAGAUAUACAUACAUAUAUAUGAACAGUAUAUAAACAUUGAGUAUGUAGAACAUUCCUUGAAGAUUAAAAAUUUCUCUGUGGCUUUGCUCUUACUUUGGGUGUCCAAGGAAGAUAACCAAAGAUAGAGAGUUUCAUUUAUUUUUUGUGAUCAGAUGUUCAAAUUAAGAAACAUUUUUUAAAAAUAAAAACUAGCUGUUGUCAAUGAGAAUUAUGGAGCCACAUAGUGAAUAUUCAGUUUUCAUUACUCAGUGUUUCAGUCACACAUUUAAAAACCACAUAAGGCUACACAGACCAGAUACGGAUCUUGCCCCUAGGUGAUUAUCUCAACCAUGGCCAAAUACCUAUUGGCCAUACCUUGGCUAGUUGCACAGCCAAUGGACUUUUUUUCACAGUAUAGAUUAAUGAAUGGUGUAAGGUUUAACGAAGAUUUAACUAGACAUGCAUCUAUCCUUUGUUUUCAACAUUGUUCCUGCUAAUUGAGUGGAAUUUUCUGCAUAAAAGUCUCCUAGUGGACUAUCCUUAUGUGUCCUUAUGUCCAGGAUCCCCUUAACCACCACACAAACACAUUAACACUUCCUCUAAUUCUCUGUUGAUCAACAAUGAGGAAGGAGAUAUUUGGAGAUAUCCAAUCCCAUCUAACAGACAUUUAAUUGUUGUACAGUGAUAUAGUUGUGAUAAGGACAAGGACUGUGAUUUCACUGGUUUAGGGAAAGCCCUGAUUAGAAAGUUCCCUCUAAGAGGUCAAUACCUUCUCAAACUUAAGAGUCUUAGAACACCAAGAGGUUAAGUAACUUGCCCAGGGUUACAUAGCCGUAUGUGUCAAAGGCAGGACUUGAUCUCAAGUCUUCCUUGUUCCAAGGUCAACUCUCUAACCAUUGUGCCAUGCUGCCUCUUAUGUAAUACAGUUUGGAAAUACUUGACUUAGGCCCCUUUGAUUUUCAGUGACCAGUGUUGAAAACUCAGCCACAGAUGUCGGCAUCUUGGCCUUGUCAAAAGUAAGACCAAGUCCCAGAAGUAGAGCUUGAAUCAGAGGUGUUCUAAAGUUUUUGUGUAUUACAUUUCAUAGCUGACCUUUUUGCUGGUUUGACUUCAUGAUCCUUGUGCCUAAUGGUUUUGAGAGUUUCAAACACUGGGCAGGUACACUGAGAAUACAGUAUGCCUAAGGAAACCAAGGAAUGAUGAUAAAUGAUGUCGUCCUCUUCAGACAGAAUACCAUGCACGAUAUUAAGACAUUAUUCUAGAUCAGAACUGAAAUUUUAAGUAGAGAGGAAAGAAAUCACAACCAGAAACAAUAUUUCAUACUGUGAUUGUUUGUGUGUAACAGAAGGAUAUUAGAGGACAAGAAGAAAGGGGCCCCUAGAACUGCCUGGUUCUUUGGUUUAGCUGUAAAUUGAAGCCAAAUCUAAACUCACCUUGUGAAGUCUUUGGAACAAAAUAGACCUAAUGUUUUUAAAUAAAACCUGCAACACUGACUCAUUUUUUUCCUAUGUGCAUGUAUCACUCCAGAGAUACAUACCUUUUUAAAAAAAAUCUUGUUUUCUUUCCAUCUCUGUUCUCUACACACCAACAUUGCAUUGAUCCCAUUGCUUUGUCUAGUCUGUGACCAGUUUGUUUAUAACACAUCACUGAUCCAGGGGAUGUUUAUUGCAUAUCUCUGUGAGUGAAGAUGAUGAGAGAAGCAGAUUGUUAAAAAUGAGUAUAAGCAAAGCAGUACAGAGCCCAGGGACACAAUAUUUUUGGGUUAAGAAUCUGCUUCUAAGGUGCCAACUUUUAUAUGCUGUUUUCUGUAUGUAAUAAUUUGUUAUGAAUCACUGUUUCUUUUCUUUUUAAUCUAAAAAUGGUUUAUGAAAAUGAUUGAGGUGUGUUACUGGAUUAGUAUAUUUCACCUUUACAAAUAAGACUGGCAUGUGCUUGAAGCAUUAACUCAUUAGUACUUUGCUGAACUUUAGUUCAGGAGAGAACUCGCUGGGAAUCCUGUGAGUUUGCCUAUUUCGCCAAGCCAAAAGCUUUUGCUAUAAGAGGUCAAAACACAGCACUUUACUUAGCUGGAUUUUUACAGUCCAGAUUUAGAGAUCCAGGAUACUACUUAGCACUUUGAAAGUCCUCUCUUUUCAAAUAUAUAAAUCAAAUGUUUUUAAAGUGCUAAUGACAAUGCAAAAAAAAAAGUUUUCUUCUGAAUGUUUCCCUAUUCCUUCUAAAAUAUGGUUUCUAUAGAUAACAUGAUGGUAGAUGCCAGGACAGUGCAUUUAUUCCACAUUCUGAGGCUAUACAGUCUAUCCUUCUUAGUGAAUGUUAUGUACUGUCAUAACUUCUCUAUUGACAAUAAAGAUUAUCCAAUAGUCCAUCAUGUCCUAUCUAUAGUUGAUCCCAUAUGACUUGUUAUACAAUGCUAUAUUACAAAUAUCUAUGUAAACCAUGUAUAACCCAAUAGUGUUGUGGCAUGUGACUAUAUUAAUGAAUGUUACAGGACAGUUUCAACAUUGCAUUUUCUCAUCUAUUUGCAAAUCUGUAACAUUCAAUAAGGAAGCACAUGUUGCAAGGAUUACUCCCGGUCCAAAAUCCAUCUUCUUCACAUAUGCAUGGAAGAGUUGCCUUUUUUGUUCCCAUCUGUAACUACUAUAUGAUUCCCACAUUCUCCUGUAUGGCUCCACUAUAAAUGUCUGUAUGAGCUGCUGUAUAUUCAUCCUCUAAUGAGCCACUGUGAGCUGUGAUCGGUGAGUUGUGACUGGAUGAAAGAUGAUCUGGCAUGUUAUGGAAAAGGCCCGUCUGAAACAAAUGAACUUAUAUGAUACUCUUUUGAAACUCAGUUGACUUAGCUGCUUGUUUACAUCUGCUGGCCAAUUCAGGAAGCAGUGUACAGUAUUUUAUAAAUAUUUUUCACCUAGUAAUGUUCUGUUUAUAGUUUAAGUGAUGCUAUUUGGUAGGUGGCUAGACACAUGUCCUAGAUGGUGCACUGUAGCACACUAUGCUUUUGCAAUGACAAUGUGACCUAACUGCAGUAGUUCCUCUCCCUCGAGUUCAGUCUUAAUUUGUGUUGAUAAAAAUGCAUGCAUCGAUUCAUGAGUUUCUUUGGGCUUCUCCAAGGCACUUAUCAUGUUACUGUUGCCUGCCUGUGAUGCUGAAACCAGUUAGAAAUUCAUUCAACUUUCUGGGUUUCUUAUACUGUUUUUGAAUCUAUUCAAUUUUUAAAGAUUAAAAAAUAUAUAAUCGAGCUUUUAUUAUCCUUUAUUAAAGUGAUGAAGUGAAAAGGAAAUGAAGGAUUAACCACAAGGUACAUUGCUCCAAAACACCUGAGGGGGCUGAGAGCCAACAGAGCUCAGGUUUGCAAAACAACAAUCAUCUUAUUCCUUGGAACAAUCACACAGAAAUUGCUAAGCAAUGAAGGACAGUGAGGAAAAAGAUGCUAAGUCACAAUGGACCAAAAUCACAGCAAAUUAGCCAUGCAAAAAUCACAGUGUCAUGUGAAUGUGCUUUUCUAGCUGGUUUUUCAAUAAGCACACACUUGACUUCUUUUGGACAGGUGAGAAUGUGUCUGAGUGAUCCCCAAGUGACUGAAUUUGCUUUUGUUCUUGUCAAAAAAAAAGUCAUCUUUCCUUUCUUGGGAACUAUCCAACACAUGGAAAACUUAGGAGUUGAUUCAUGUACCCUUGAAUCAACAGUUCCAAAGACAAAGGAAAAAAGCUUUUCGUCUAGCACCCACAGCUGGAGGUUGCAAGUGAAAGAGACACAAGCUUUUAUCUCCCUUUUAAUAGCCAAUCACUUCUACCAGCCUGGAAUCAGUCAACAUAUCUGUUAGUUCUCAUUCAAAAAAAAAAUUGGGAGUAUUUUGUUGUUUUCUUUUUUAAGUUUUUUAAAAAACAGUGGUGUUGCAUAUUCUCAGGUGGUUUCCUUACACUUAUCAUUGCUAAUGAAAUAAGGAUGUGUAGAUUCCAACAUUUCCAAAGGUAAAGAGGGGCUUGGCGGUUUUUUUUCCUCCCCAAUGGACUAGAUGUUAAUAAUGAUAAUGGGUUAGGAACAGAUGAGUUCUCCUGCCCUGACACUGACCACUCGCUGCUCACUUUACACUAGUAGCAUUUUGCAUGUUUGCACAAAUAUUUACGUUCAAGACAACAAAACCAGAAGUGUAUUUACAGAAUAAUAUGGCUUAUGGAGUGAGCAUGUAUGUCCUCAGCACUCUCUCAGAUUGAGGCUGAUCAUUCCCUUCCUCAACUAUUCUACUUUCCCAUUUUUAGGGUUAUGAGUGAAGAGGUGAAGAGGAAAGGUGGGAAUGUGUCUUUUGUAGGGUUUCUGUGGUGUUCUGUUGUAUUUUGUUACCUAGAUUCAAAAGAUUUAGAUAGGGAAGGGACCUAAAUGGCUCAACAAGGAAACAGGCCCAGAAAAUUAGUGUGACUUAACGACUUAACCAAGAUCACACAGGCAAGGCAUUGUACACCGAAUCACUGAGGCCAAAUCCAAUGCACUUUCCACUAUAUUUCCUAUAGUCAUAAUUAUAAGUCUUAUCAAAACCAUUUAGCCCUUUUAUCAGAAUCUCUUGCACAAUUUGAAUAAAGUGCUACACACAGAAUCAAGAAGACCUAGUUUCAAAUCCCACUUCUCACAUUUACUAGCUUGAGACCAUGGGAGAGACUUAACCUCUUAGCCUCAGUUCUCUUAUCUUUAAAAUGGGGGGAGUAAAACCUUCAGUACCUACCUCACAGGGUUGUUGUGAGGCUCAGAUGAGAUAAUAUAUCUACAAUGCUUUACAAACAUCAAAGAACUAUACAAAUGUCAGCCUAUACAAAUUGUUGUAGCUGUGGACAGUAAUAAGCAGUAGCCCAUGGAAAGUCAAUUAUUCAAAUUCUGCCCAUAUUUAUUCCUUUCAAACCAGUCUCUAAAUUCCUUUCCUUUUUUAAAUCCUGUGAUCUCCUGAACUAGCCUCUGCCCAUCCCAUUCUUCCACCUCAACUCCAGCCAGGCCUGGAUGUAAAGUCUACACAGUUCUCAUUUCAUUGACUUCAAUUUCCAAAGAACCCAUAUCACUCUCCACCCCACCUUCCCCAAAUACCCAUGUGGCACAGGCAGAUGGAGCAUCUGAGUCUGUCCUGAGCUCAUUUAGAACUGACUGCAGAUUCCCAUUUAGGGAACACCCAAGUCAGCAGGCAUCCAUACCACUUCAAGAGAGACCUGAGAAGGGGAGAGAAGGUUUGGGGCUGUUCCUGCUGCUCCUGGGUAAUUUUUAAAUAUUUUGAUAGUAAAAAAUAUAUACAUGCAUACAUACAUGUGUGUGUAGCUAGCUAUUUGGCUGUUAACUACAUGGAUGGUGGAUUAGAACAUCUGCAAAGGACGUUCAGUGACAAGGGGUACCAGCACUGCCCUCAACAUCGAUCCCAUCACUGCAGCUGACUUGCCUGAGAAGUUGGUAUUGCUGCUACCGCUGUGUGGACAAGUGUAUGCAAUAUACUGCACUCACAAUAAUCUUAUCAUAUAGAAUUUGGGUUCUCAUUUGUAAAUGUUCUAACUGUAGUUUAUAAGAGGGGGAGGGUGGGAUGAUGGUGGUAAACAAAUGACAUUUUUAAACAGAUUCCUAUAAAUACAAAGAUUUUUAAGUUGGGUUUGUCAAAUAAAUAUACAUAUAUAAAUAUAUCCAUCUCUUUCUUUUUGUUUAUGGAUAGACAUGGGUUUACAUAUCUAUCUAUCUAUAAAUAUAUAUAAACCCUAGGAAAAUAGUUCUUUUUUAAAGGUCUAUUGUAUUCACAAUGCACUUUUAGCUGUGUGUUUAGAUAUGUAAUUACAAGCAGAAGUCGGCAGUUACCACAAUUUAAAAAAAAAUUUCUGAAAUUUCUGUAACAAAUGUUUUUCAAUAAAAGAAAUAA